AUGUCCUGCCACCCUCAAACGCCGGACAGCCCAUCCCAGUUCUCUCCUAACGCGAGCGACCUGAUGAUGAGCAUGACUGCAGCGUCGACUACGACCACGUUGCCAACUCCUGCCCACAGCGUCAACGGAAGCUCGAUACCUACCGAAAUGACCCACGACACCGUCAUGGGGGAGGAUUCUCCUCAAAAGCGCAAGCGACACGUCAACGACACAGGCGACCGAGCGCAGAAGAAAGUUCAUGUCGAGGACCGCAAGUCUGGUAUCGACGACCUCCAUCUGGAUGUCGGCGACAAAUACCUCCUUUGCAGAACUCCGCAUCCUCGGCCCCGGCCUCAGGUGUCGGAGGAUCUGUUCGAGAUGUAUGGCCUGACAAGGCUCGCUGCCGAGGUCGCCCGUGUGCUUCCCAACGGCGAAAAGAAUGCGCUUAGGAAAACGUAUAAGGGUCACAUCAAGAAGCUUGGCGUGCAAGGCCACUUUGACGAAGUCAAGCAAGAUCCCCACCGUGAAGAGGGCCUCUUGUUCCUCACAAAGCUGCCUCAAGACGUCUGGGACGUUCACUACGUCCGAGGGAAGGAGAUCGACAAAGGCUUCAGCAACGAGGCGCGCCAAAAGCUGCCGAGAUCUGUGACCAUGGGCAAGGGGACUGUGCCCAAGUCUCUGUGGGAUAGCUCGGUGCUGGGGGAUCUCGCUCCCGGAAAGGGCGAGAAGCGUGCCGAGUCGGCGAGGCCGACCGCGCCCAGCACUCCGCUUCCCACUGCAGCUGUGCUACCUCGGCCCAAAGUGGGCACGCCGCUACCUCAAGAUGCGGCCAGAACCAAGCGGAACGCCAUGAAACGGAGCUACGGUGACAGCAGCUUCGAAGGCUACGGCGAGGGCUUCCCUGAUGACGAGACCGGCGCCGAAACAGGCUACUCGACCGGAGAAGGGGACAUGUUCUCUGGCCAGAAGCGGAGAAAGAAGGUACUCAUCAACGGCUAG
This is a messenger RNA of Parathielavia appendiculata, 978 nucleotides long. RefSeq names its product mediator of RNA polymerase II transcription subunit 19. Gene Ontology annotation, biological process: regulation of transcription by RNA polymerase II. Gene Ontology annotation, molecular function: transcription coregulator activity. The transcript has 2 exons. Lineage: Eukaryota; Fungi; Ascomycota; Sordariomycetes; Sordariales; Chaetomiaceae. The coding region runs from base 1 to 978 and encodes 325 amino acids. The record is from RefSeq and is a predicted model, not a curated record. Gene Ontology annotation, cellular component: mediator complex.